Messenger RNA from Exophiala oligosperma, 906 nucleotides. RefSeq lists its product as uncharacterized. The record is from RefSeq and is a predicted model, not a curated record. NCBI's taxonomy places the organism in Eukaryota, Fungi, Ascomycota, Eurotiomycetes, Chaetothyriales, Herpotrichiellaceae. Bases 1 to 906 code for a protein of 301 amino acids. The transcript has 2 exons.
AUGGCUUCAGCUUCUCGUCGCAACAUUUCUUUCAAGACGGUGGACCAGUUGACCUUGAGAGGCUGGUUUUAUCCUGCCGGUGACAAGUCACCCGUUGUUAUUCUCUCCCAUGGCUUAACAGGUCUGAAAGAGCAAUACCUGGACAACUUCGCCGCCAGAUUUCAAGCUGCCGGCUUCGCAUCUCUUGUCUAUGACAAUCGCAACUUCGGUGCAAGCGACGGUCAUCCCAGAUUCGAAGUCGACGGCUUCAAGCAGGUUGAAGACUACCACGACGCGGUCACCUACGUCUCCACGCUCUCAGAAGUCGACGCAGAUAGAAUCGCGAUCUGGGGUUCCAGCUACUCCGGCGGGAACGUGCUACAGGCUGCUUCCGUCGACCGCCGUAUCAAAGCUGUGAUUGCACAGGUCCCAUUCGUAGCCGGAAGCUCUGUUCCGGGCUUGAUUGACCUCAUGCCUCUUAUUAUCGCUGACCGUUCUCGUAUCAGCGACGGAACACCGGGCGCGUUAAUGACUGUCGUAGCAGAUACGCUCGCAGACGCGCAGGCAGGAACUGCGGCAUGUGUGCUCCCAGCCGAAGAUGCGUACAGGUUUUUCGUGCAGAGCGAGACCGGUCCCGAUGCCCAGUGGGAGAACAAAAUCACUCUGCAGAGCCUGUUCAAACUGAUGAAGAAUGAACCACGUGCGUACAUCGAGAGAAUCUCGCCCACACCGCUUUUAAUGGUCAUUGCCGAGGAGGACACGGCAGUCUAUGUACCAACACAGAUGGAGACAUUCGAGAGAGCAAAGGAGCCGAAGGAGCUAUUGUUUCUCAAGGGAACUGGCCACUUUGAACCCUAUUCUGGCGACUGUUUCGAGACCAACAUCGAAGCACAACUGAAAUUUCUGAGAACCCACUUGAAAGACUGA